AUGGCCUCCAUGCUUGUGCUGUUGCUGCUCUCUGGUGUCGGCAGCAGAGAUGCAUGGGCCGAGGUAUCGGGCCACCCGACUUGCGACUGCUGCGACGAGUAUACUCUGCAUGCAUAUGCCGGCGAGCUGAAUCGACACUGCCUGCCGGCAUCUUUGUUGCGGAAGAAGCAAGACAUUAUCAUCGGAGAAGCUCUUGACGGUGGUCCAAGUGUUCCAGAAGAGGCCCUGAGUAUUCUUUGUGCCAGUGCGCUCUGCCGAAGCAGUGUUCUACGUUACUGGGCGCGUGUGCGCGGUUGCUCUGAAAGCAGCAGCUGGAAGCGUUUCGGCUUUGCCUGGGCAGCUGCCAAGGUCCGCUGCAUGCGCUUGCCACAGGAGCGGGAACCUCAAGAUGGCGCACGAUAUCAGGUCCUGAUGCAGGCGACCUUUGGCCGAGAUGGACAGCAGGGCAACGAUGCAGCUGGCUUGGAGGUCACUUCAGCAGCAAUCAAAGAGGCAAAGGGGGUGGUUGCAGCGCUGGUGUUUCUUUUGUCCUGUAUCCUUUUGCUGAGAAAUGUGUCAGAAAUGUGUGUCAGUGUGUUGUGGCUCAAGAAGCAGAUCAAGAAUGAGAGCACAAGGCAUGGACAAUGCGGUUCUUUGAUCGAAUCAAAGCGUGACAUCUUCACAAUGAAGAAGAUGCGCGAUGCACCUGAAGACACGCAGCCAGACGUGGACACUGUGAGACGGCAAAGCUCCAGAGUGCUCAAGGAGCUGGACUUGAUAUUGCAGCGAUCCGGGCAGCCACUGGAGAAGCGAUGGAUCGACACGCGUCAGGCAGAGAUCAUCAUCGCGGCGACAAUUACCAUUUAUGCCUUUUUCAUUGGAGUUGAGCUCGAGAUUGAACUAAAUUAUGCAGAUCUGGCACAUACUCUUUCCCUUGCAUUCCUCAUAUGUCAUGUGUUGUUCAACACGAUCUUUGUGAUUGAGAUCGUGUUGCGGGUGCGGUCAAUUGGAAUCAGAUACUGCUCUCCCUUUAAUCCCGCCGGCUUCUUCGAUGCGCUCAUCAUUCUCAUCGGCACUGUCGAGAACAUCGUAUCAGUAGUGUUCGCGAUGAUGUCGCAGGAUGGCAACGGCUCCGUAAUCGCUAUCGCCGGUGUCAUGCGCAUUUUACGCCUCUUGCGUUUGGCCAGGCUUCUGCGCGGCUUUUUGGUCUGUCACGAGUUGCGGCUCUUGGUCACAGGCAUGAUGCUGGCACUUCCAACGGUGGUGUGGGCUGGAGUGCUUUUCGCAAUCGUGGUAUACUUGGGAACUAUGUUCACGGUCAUCCUGCUGGGCAACAUUCCUGAGCUUGAAGUUUACUUCGGCAGAAUUGGGCUGGCACUGUGGACUCACUUUGUCAUCGUGACAAUGGAGACCUGGCCUGACAUCGCUGACAGUGUCCUGGCCGUGGCAAAUCCGCUGUGGGGCGUCUACUUCGUGGUAUUCAUUUGCAUCUCGAGCAUGUCCUUGAUGAAUUUGGUUACUGGUGUCAUCGCAGAGAAGCUGUUGAGCACGAAAGAUGAUGCCACAACGGAGGAUCAUGUGAAUGAGAUGGAGGCGUUCAGCAGGGAGAAGGCCAUUUUUAAGCAGGACUUGUUGGAGCUGCUUCUAUACGAAGAAGAUAUCGAUGUAGAUGUUUUCACAGGCCUGAUGGAGACUCUAAAAAUGAGGACAUGGCUGCAGAAACUCCAGGUGUCUCCUGAGCUACUGGCGAAUGAUUUGUUCAAUUUGCUGGAUACAGAUGGCUGCGGUCACUUGACGCUGGAAAAGCUUGCGGAAGGAAUGCUGAACUUGAGGGGAUCUCGUCUGAGAGUGCAUUCCCUCCUCCUUCAGCAGGACCUACGUCGUUAUUGCCAAGAUGAGUUGGACGCGUUGAAUGACGUCGAAGCCGUUGUGCAACGGCAAACGUCGAAGAACUUGGUUGCUCUGAAAGAGACCUUUCAGCAGGAGUUGUACAAAAUGCAGAAUCUGGCAGAAGAGCCAAGUCUUCCUGCACCAGGUUCCACGUUCUCCUGGGUGAGUGAGAGGGAAAGCUUGGAGCGUUUGGUGACUGAGCUGGAGCUUUUGGCUGGUACAGGUGACCCUGCCUCCAAGUGA
This is a messenger RNA of Symbiodinium natans, 2112 nucleotides long. The record is from the annotation of a GenBank genome assembly. NCBI's taxonomy places the organism in Eukaryota, Dinophyceae, Suessiales, Symbiodiniaceae.